Messenger RNA from Esox lucius (northern pike), 2149 nucleotides. Its product is annotated as putative GPI-anchored protein pfl2. Gene Ontology annotation, biological process: T cell activation; positive regulation of ERK1 and ERK2 cascade; interleukin-15-mediated signaling pathway. Gene Ontology annotation, molecular function: protein tyrosine kinase binding; MHC class II protein binding. NCBI's taxonomy places the organism in Eukaryota, Metazoa, Chordata, Actinopteri, Esociformes, Esocidae. The record is from RefSeq and is a predicted model, not a curated record. The transcript is spliced from 14 exons. Gene Ontology annotation, cellular component: membrane raft; external side of plasma membrane. Bases 1 to 1668 code for a protein of 555 amino acids.
AUGUUAGCCCUGGUAAUCAGUACCGGUUUUACCCCCAGUCCGACGCCCCUGCUAGUACAGAUGGUGAUUAGUGGUGUCAGUGGAGACACUCGUUCUCUUUUCACCAGAGUGGGAGAUACUGUAAGUCUGUCAUGUACCAAUGUGGUUUAUCCAAACUGCUCCUCAACUACAUGGACCUAUCACAGAACUGGAUCACAAAAUGCUAUUGAAGAGGUUGCACUUGGGAAGAUUGAAACUAACUCAGAGAGAGCAGACAGACUGAAAGUGGGGUCUCACUGUUCUCUACAUAUUAGUGAUGUCAGAGCUGAGGAUGCUGGAAAGUACACCUGUCAACAAUACCUUAGUAAUGGAUCACAACAUGGAAGUGAUGCUCUUGUUCAUCUGUCUGUUCUAACCAGUGUCAGUGGAGACACUCGUUCUCUGUUCACCAGAGUGGGAGAUACUGUAAGUCUGUCAUGUACCAAUGUGGUUUAUCAAGACUGCUCCUCAACUACAUGGAACCAUCACAUAAAAAGAUUAGAGACUACUAUUGAAGAGGUUGGACAUGGGAAGAUUAAAACUAACUCAGAGAGAGCAGACAGACUGAAAGUGGGGUCUGACUGUUCUCUACAUGUUCGUGAUGUCAGAGCUGAGGAUGCUGGAAUCUACAACUGUAAACAAUACCUUAGUAAUGGAUCACAACAUGGAGGUGAUGCUCCUGUUCAUCUGUCUGUUCUAACCAACUCCUUGUCAACACCAGUGACAGAUGUAAAGCCUGAUAGACCAGUAACAUUAAGGUGCUUUCUGUACACAUAUGAAGGAUCUGGGAUAUGUUCCCGUGGUGUUACAGAACAUGUUAGUCUCCUCUGGGUGGAUGAGGCAGGUAAUAAGCUGAAGAAAGACUCCAGACACCAGGUCACACAAACAUCUGACUGUGACAUCACUCUGACUCUGACUCUCCAGAAGGAGGACAACAACAGGAAGUGGAUAUGUCAGCUGACUAUAAAUGAAAAGGAGAUCUCCAUUGAUUUCAACUUCAUGGUCCCAGGAAGUACAGCCUCUACUUCAGGACCAGUCUCAUCAGCCACCACCCCAUCUUCAACUGGAAGUACAGCCUCUACUUCAGGACCAGUCUCAUCAGCCACCACCCCAUCUUCAACUGGAAGUACAGCCUCUACUUCAGGACCAGUCUCAUCAGCCACCACCCCAUCUUCAACUGGAAGUACAGCCUCUACUUCAGGACCAGUCUCAUCAGCCACCACCCCAUCUUCAACUGGUUCUCCUUCAACACAGAACAUCCUUGUUGUUGUGGGAACGUCUGUGAGAGUGUUGGUGGCAGUUUCCAUGUCUGUCAUUGUCACUGUCAUCAUAUUACGCAGGAGAACCAAGAUUCAAAUGGCAGCAGAUGUCAGCCUUGGUCUUAAUGCAAUAAAUCAAUGUACCCCACAAGACAAUGAAGACAGGAGUCAACCUGCUGGCAGUAUCACCUAUGCCUCCAUCAACCACGUAGACCAAAAUCCCCUCCAGAGAGUUUUCACUGGCCAGAGCAAAGAAUCUGAGAGUUCUUCUUUUACCCAGGAGAUCCCUGUACCCCUAAAGCACAUCUCACAAAAUCAUCCACCAACCAAGGUCCAAGUGGAGCUGGACCAUGGGGGAACUUCUCAGAGACAAACAGCAGGUCACCGAUGAGGAGUGCCUCCAUGGUCUAGCCCUGGACCAAGCCAGGGAUUCAGGGCAUCGGCGACUCUGGCGGGGACAAGGUUGAUGUUCCCACACACAGGCCCAGCGGCCAGCCCAGGAGACACCCAAUUAUAUUUUUGGGGGAGGUGGUGCCCCUGCUGCCAGACCAAUGAGGGCUCAUUGAAAAGCUCCUGCUGUCAGGGGCGCAGGGGGUGAUGGAGGAGGAGAGGACCUGCCAGACCUCCAUUCCCUGCAUGUCGGUUCCCCACACCAGGGCUCCAGUGCCGGUCCCCUGCCCUGAGCACCCUCCGCUCCGGUACCACAUCCUGCUCCGGUACCAUAUCCUGCUCCGGUACCACAUCCUGCUCUUGUACCACGUCCUGCUCUGGUACCACGUCCUGCUUCGGUACCACGUCCUGCUCCGGUACCAUGUCCUGCUCCGGGGGGCAGCCUGCACCUGUCCCAGCGCCACAACCAUGGCAUGAUCGCA